Solenopsis invicta (red fire ant) is the source of this 2262-nucleotide messenger RNA. Its product is annotated as zinc finger MYM-type protein 1-like. The transcript is spliced from 3 exons. The coding region runs from base 1 to 2262 and encodes 753 amino acids. NCBI's taxonomy places the organism in Eukaryota, Metazoa, Arthropoda, Insecta, Hymenoptera, Formicidae. Gene Ontology annotation, molecular function: protein dimerization activity. The record is from RefSeq and is a predicted model, not a curated record.
AUGGACAUUUUACAACACUGUUGGACACCUCCAGAAAGUUAUAACUUUAGUGAAGAUGCCACACAUUUAAAACGAAAAUUUAAGCAUGGUUGGCUGCAGACUUAUGCUCCUUGGCUUGCAUAUUCGAAACAGUUGAAAGGUGCACUAUGCUUGUACUGUGUGCUGUUUCCACCAACUGUUACACAUGGCGUUUUAGGUUCAUUUAUUAUCAGGCCUUUUACUCGUUAUAAACAUAUACAUGAAUACUGCAAAAACCAUGUCUCAAGUCACUGGCACAAAGUAGCAGUCAUAGCAGCAAAAAAUUUCACAGAGGAUUUGCCUGUACAAGUCAUGAUGGUAUCUGCACACAAGAAAGUAAUAGAAGAAAAUAGAAAAAUCUUAACGUCAAUUAUUUCGACUAUAAUAUUUUGUGGUACACAUGAUUUACCAUUAAGAGCUGGUGAUGAAAAUUUGAAACAACAUAUGGAAAAGGGCAAGAAGAACGCCAUAUACAUGUCUCCGGGAAUUCAAAAUGAACUCAUUAAUAUAUGUGGGACAGUUAUUAAAAAUGAUAUUAUUAACGACGCAAAGAAGGCUUAUGCCUACAGCAUAUUGACGGAUGAAAGCUGCGAUAUAUCAGGAAAGGAGCAGUUAUCAAUUGGCGUUCGAUUUUUCGACGAAAAAAUAAUGGCAGUCCGUGAGGAAUUUAUCGGAUUUGUAGAAUUGCCCGCUAUGGAUGCUAAAACUAUAGCAACAGCAAUAGACAACUUUUUACAAAACGAAAGUUUUGAUGUAGACAAGUGCGUUGGACAAGGCUACGAUGGUUAUUCAACUAUGGCAGGAAAAGAUGGUGGUGUACAAAAAAUUUUGCGAGAGAAAUAUAAGAAAGCCCUAUUUUUCCAUUGUGCAAGCCAUAAAUUAAAUCUAGUCGUCAAUGAUUUAAAUUUUGUUCCAGAAAUUCGUAACACUAUUUCCACAGUAAAAGACAUAAUCAAUUUUUUCCGUGAAUCUGUUAUACGAAGGAAAUAUGCGCCAAACAUCCCAAUUUUUUGUGAAACACGAUGGUCUCAAAAAUACAAAAGUAUCGCUAUAUUGAAAGAAAAUUUUCUCAGUAUUGUCCAAGGACUCGAACUGCUAUCAAAAGAUGGCAAUACUGCAACCAGAAAAACUGCUUUUCAAUUGCAUUGUGCUGCGACAAAAUCUAAAUUUAUUAUCUGUAUCGGUCUUAUAGCAAAGUAUUCCGCAUUGUUGGAACCUGUAGUAAAUGCUUUACAAUCGAAAAACAUAAACAUAUUACAAUGUGCGAAUCAUAUGAAAAAAAUAUUAAUUGUUAUAAAAGGUCACCGAGAAAUUGCGGACGUCAUAAGCCAAGAUCUUCUAGCUGCCGCCAAUAUAACUGCUCAAAAUAUCGGAGUAGAGAUACAACAGCAAAGGAUCAUAGGACAACAACAGUGCCGUUCAAACCCACCAGCGUCCAAUCCUACCGAAUUCUGGAAAAGGUCAUUGGUGAUUCCUUAUUUAGAUUCCUUAAUAAUUUCGUUAGAACAGCGAUUUUCUGAUAAAAACUUACCAGCCUGGUCAUUAUUAGUACUACAUCCUUUCACUAUGUUGGACAUGACAUUAGAAGAUUUUAUGAAAAAAGCACACAGUUUCUCUGAUUACUACAAUUUAAAUAACUUUUGCAAUGAAGCAGAAUUAUGGUACGUCCUUUGGAGGGAUAAAAACAUUAAAAAAGAAGAACUUAAAGAAUUGGAAUUAAUAGAGGUAUUAAAAGAAGCUAAAACUUUCUUCCCAGCAACAAUGCAUGCUCUGCUUAUUUCUCUAGCCCUACCGUGCACAACAAGCACCAUUGAAAGAUCUUUCAGUACAUUACGAAGGGUAAAAACCUGGUUGCGGUCAACAAUGUUAGAAAACCGCCUUAAUGGAUCAUUAUGGGGUGAAGUCGAAGUUAUAGAUGUAAAUACGGCGAAAGAAACGUCAAAUCUGCUUUCCCAUUUAACAUAUCGUCGCAUGACAAAUCUAAAUGGAUACAAAUUGAAAGUGGGUUACUUUAAGCGAAGUCAAAUGGUUGCAAAACCGACAAAAGCUCAAUCGAAUAUACAUGUACAUUACGAUUAUGCCGAUGUCUUUACACGAUUUGAUGAACAAAUGCUAAAUACAAUAUCUCGACAUAUAAAUUUUCAAGUGAAACUGAUAAAUCCGGCGGAUAAUAAAUCAUAUGGUUAUCAAUUGCCCAAUGGAACAUACGUCGGUGCUAUAGGUACUUAUGUAGCAAUACUUUAA